AGAAUAAUUAAAAGAAUAAUUAAAAGAAUAGUUGGAAGAAAUAGCUAGAAAUAAACUGAUUAUAAGUGAGAUAAGAGCAAAGAAAUAUAGACUAUAGGUUGAUAAGGUAUUAUUUAUUUGGGUGACUAGUUGAGUAGAGGCUAAUACUACCUGUUAAUAAUUUUAUAUACUUAUACACUACAAUUGGAGUAGAGGUAUAUAAUACCAGCUCCUAAUUAUUAUAAAAGACUUCUCCAUUAAUAUGCUAUCUUCAUGGACAUCCGAUGCAAAGGCUAUACUUGAGAACUCUCAAAAGAUAUCCCUUCAAGCAGAAGAAAAAUUACAAAAAACGUCAUAUCAACUAAACCAGCGUCUUCCCAGACGCUUACAUUAUUCAUCUACAAUUUUCACUUCACUUAAAGAUCAUCAUCGUCGUUGUACUGCCUUGAUAUCUCUGCUUGAAUCGUUACCAAGUCUUGCCACUUCCAAGAUCGAUACCUCCCUGUUAACUACACUCCUUCAAGUCAUCUCUCAACUUCAGGCAACCAGAGUCCCUGAAUUUGUCUUGUCUCAUCAUUCAAAUACUCCAGCACAAUUUCCAAAACAUUCCCGAUCAACCCUUGCUGAUUUCAUCUCCUCGGACUCAAUUGACCUUCUUAAAUUAAACAUUGAGCGAUAUGAAUCAAAUUAUAAGAAAAUAUCCAAUUUGGUAUCGUCUGAAUACAUCUCGUCAAUAAAAAGUUCAUUCAGUGCAACCGUCAAGACUCAUGCCAAAAUUCUCAAACUUUACAACGAGACAAUGUAUGACUCCCCCAAGGUUAAACAUUCACAAAUCCUCAAGGAAAAUACCGCUCUAGAGGCAGAAUUGGCUCUGAUCUUGCACCUGUUGACAAAUCAUUAUGAUCAAUGUACGCUUGCCCUUUCAUUACAAAAAUCAUCAACGUCUUCCACGCUCAACCUUGACAUUCUAGAAAGAGAUGCACUUGAGCUCCCUGAAGUGGCAAAGGAAGUCCAAUCGAUCUAUGAUAUCAUUGUAAAUAAUGAUAUUAGAGCCACGGAACUUUCUAAUAAGAGACUUGUGGAGUUACAACAUCUUGAUGAAUCCAUUGAACAACAAAUGGAAUUUUAUAAACUGUUCAAAGAUACAAAUAUCACCAAGUAUGUGACGUUACACAUGGCAGCAGAGGAGAUGCUCCAAUCACAAGCGGCACUCAUCGGUCCACAAGUGGAAACAAUUGAACUGUUGAUUUAUCAUUACAAGCAAUUUCUUUCCAUUUAUAAAAAAAAUUACUUUCUGGAACUUCAUUAUGAAGAGUAUGUUUAUCCACGAAUGUUUCUUUCGAAACUUACAAAGUUUUUAGAUGAAGAAUUAGCUCAAGUACAAAAGCAAGAACGUGAAAGAAGAAAAAUUUGGUUAGAAAAAUAUGGAGAUUUUAUUCCUAAAGAGUUCCGACUUCCGGGAGAAGCAGAGUACCCUACUGUAGUGCAGGUCAUUACAGAGGGGCUAGAUGCUGCUAGAGAUGAGCCUGAUGUUGAACGCAAGCUCUUAGAUUUAAUUUCUUCACUGUAA
This is a messenger RNA of [Candida] anglica, 1549 nucleotides long. Lineage: Eukaryota; Fungi; Ascomycota; Pichiomycetes; Serinales; Debaryomycetaceae. The record is from the annotation of a GenBank genome assembly.